Dermatophagoides pteronyssinus (European house dust mite) is the source of this 1488-nucleotide messenger RNA. Its product is annotated as adipocyte plasma membrane-associated protein-like. Gene Ontology annotation, molecular function: hydrolase activity. The record is from RefSeq and is a predicted model, not a curated record. NCBI's taxonomy places the organism in Eukaryota, Metazoa, Arthropoda, Arachnida, Sarcoptiformes, Pyroglyphidae. Gene Ontology annotation, cellular component: endomembrane system.
AAAUGACAUUGAUCGAUUGAUUGAUUGAUUGAUUGAUUUUCAUUUUGUAUUCGACAAAAAUAAAUCAUCAUUAUUCAAACAUUUAUUCAUCACUUGUCUCUUUUCAACAUAUUUGUCAUUCCACCAAAACGAGAAAGGGUAACAAGAUUCAAUACGACGACCAACAACAAAAAAUAAUUUUCAACUAGUCAUGGCAUUAAAAUGUUUAGUCAAAUUCAUAUUCCGAAUGAUUGUAAUGUUAACAAUGUUUAUUGCAUUUAUUAUGUUAACACCAGAAUCAAUAAUGUUUGAUAUUAAUACUGAAGCUGUUAAUAUACCAUUACCGGCAACACUUGAUGAUUAUAAAUCAACAUUAAAAAUGAAAUAUUCAUCAAUUGUAGCUGAAAUACCUGGUCCAGAAUCAAUUGGUUAUAAAAAUGGAAAAAUGAUAACCGGUGCAUUGGAUGGUUAUCUUUAUGAAUUUGAUCUAAAUAAUCCUGCAAAUGUUAAACGUCUGUUUCGUUUAGUUACUGAUAAACAAUUAGCUGCAAGUAAUUAUACACGUAUUUCAAGACCAUUAGGAAUGAAAUUUGAUUCUAAAGGUGAUCUAUGGAUAGUGGAACCUUAUUUUGGUAUUUAUCGUGUUAAAAAUGUAUUUACAUCAUCACCCAUCAUUGAUCUUGUAUUCGAUAUUGAUCAAACUGGUCAAAUUGGUGCUACAAGUAUUUUUUUCGAUGAUAUUGCCCUGUAUGAAAAAUCUACUGGUGGCCAUAUUCUUUACAUAACCGAUGUAAGUUCAAAAUAUACGCUUGAAAAUUUUGUUUUGAUUUUAGCUGAACCAGAUAGAACGGGAAGAAUAUUACGUUAUGAUACUGAUACCGGUAAAUUGGAUGUACUUGAAGAUGGUCUUAUAUUUCCAAAUGGUAUUGAAAGUUUACCCGGUAAUAAGAAUGGUUUUAUUUUUUCCGAUAUUGGAAAUCGUUCUAUUCGUAAAUGUACAUUUGAUAAUAAUAAUGGAAAACCUAAAAUGAUUAAUAUUAUUAGUCAUAUGGCAUCAGAAACGGAUAAUAUUCGUUUAAGUGCAAAUGGUCAAACAUUUUGGUUAGCAAUGUUAAGACCACGAUGCGAAACGAAUCCAGAUUUUUCAUUCGAUAUUAUGAUGAGAUAUCCAUCGAUUCGACGAUUCAUAAUAAGAUCACUUCAUUUGUUUGGUAAAAUAUUGGAAUUUAUUUAUCAAUUUAUACCUUUUGAAAGGCUCGAAUAUGCAGCUGAACUUUUGAAAACAUUCAAAAUACAUACUAUUGUUGAAAAACCAGGAUGUUUAAUGUUGGAAAUCGAUCAGAAUGGUAAAUUUCUUAAUAGUUUUAUUGAUGAUAAAUGUACGAAAAUGACUGAAGUACGUGAAAUUUCAUCACCAAAUUAUCCAAAUGAACGUAUAUUGUAUUUAGGUUCAUUUAUUAAUAAUGCAAUGCGAAAGAUUAUUCUUACUAAAUAAAUAAAUAAAAAAAA